Messenger RNA from Diachasma alloeum, 2340 nucleotides. Its product is annotated as short transient receptor potential channel 4-like. The transcript is spliced from 12 exons. NCBI's taxonomy places the organism in Eukaryota, Metazoa, Arthropoda, Insecta, Hymenoptera, Braconidae. Gene Ontology annotation, molecular function: store-operated calcium channel activity; protein binding; inositol 1,4,5 trisphosphate binding. Gene Ontology annotation, biological process: calcium ion transmembrane transport; regulation of cytosolic calcium ion concentration; manganese ion transport. The record is from RefSeq and is a predicted model, not a curated record. Gene Ontology annotation, cellular component: membrane; cation channel complex. Bases 1 to 2340 code for a protein of 779 amino acids.
AUGGAACCUCCACCAUCACCUCUACCGCCACCGCCACCACCUCCACCCCCAACAACAUCUCCAGACGAUGAGGAAAGGGAUCAGGAAGUGGAGAAAAUUGAAGAUACUGGCCAGAUUCCCGGGGUCAUUCUCCCGCAAUUGGAGGAGUUGGAGAAGCAAUUCUUCGAGCUUGUGGCGAGUGCUAACGUGACCGGAGUUCAAGAGUUCCUUGGUGCGAAUCGAGAGUUCAAGAUCAAUUCAGCAAACUUUCAGAACCUUUCGGCUCUGCAUAUUGCUGUCAAAGAGCGGGAUGUGGCGAUGGUCGAGCUACUUCUGUCUCGAGAUGAUAUUGAUUGCGGUGACACUGCUCUUCAUGCGAUUAGAGACAAUGAGCAGAAGAUUGCUAUGAUGAUUCUGGAUAAGAUGGAGAGUCAGGUGCCGGGGUCGCAGUUCACUGGGCCAAUUGAUAGCUCCGAGUUUCCGGAUGCUACUACGCCGAUGGAUGUGGCUGCCAGUUGUGGACAUUUUGAGAUGAUCAAGAUGCUGGCGGCCAGGGGACAUGUCAUCGAGGAACCACAUCCACCCAGCUGCUGCUGCGAUGAAAUUUGCAAACCAGAGAGAGAUAUUGAAGAUCCAUUAACACUCGACAAUAAGCGGUUGUAUCGUUACCGCGCUGUGGCAAAUCCAGCUUACAUCUGUCAUACCUCGCCCGAUCCAAUUCUGAAGGCCUUCCAGCUGUCAGUUGUCCUCGACAAAGCCGCCUCGUUUGAGCGUGAGCUUUAUAAAUCUUACAAGCAACUGUCCCAGGAAGUCGCUUACUUCGCUGCUGAGCUCAUUGGCUGUGCGAGGAAAGCGGAGGAGGUUGAGAUUGUACUUAAACAGCGGGGGGGAAAUGUACAAGCGAGGAAAUUCAUUUUUCCGAGACUGUUGUUUGCCGUUGAGUGCGAGCAGAAGCUGUUUGUUGCUCAUCCCAAUGUACAACAAGUAAUAGAAACUCGAUGGAUUGGCAACUGGUACGAGUGGAAGGCGAAAUCAGGUACUGCAAAAGUCUUCACAGUCCUUCAAAGGAUUCCCCUCCUCCCAAUCAUAGCCAUGUGGCUUCUGAUCGCACCGAACUCGAAAAUAGCGAAAAAGUGGCAAAUACCCGUGAAUCGAUACAUCUCCUCGGUGGCCAGUUACCUCAUUUUUCUCGUUUUCGUGUACCUUGAGGCGAAUGUCGAUAAGAAGAAUCAGCUUCGAGGGCCACCGAACAGUGGAUAUGAAGUUAUUAUUUGUUUUUAUGUUAUUUCAUAUGUUUGGGCGGCAAUUCGACUCUGCAUGACACAUGGGCCACGAAGAUAUUUCGGAGAACGUUGGAAUUUAUAUGAAGUUGGAAUGCUCGCUCUGUUCAUAUUGACGUUCGUCUUCUGGGCUCUAGCGGCUAUUGACGUCCGGAGAAAUGGCCAGAGGGACCUUGAGAGAAAAUACUGGCACAUGUUCGAUCCAACUCUAGUUGCAGAGGGUCUCUUCUGCAUUGCAACUAUCAUGGCAUUUUUCAAACUGCUCUUCGUGUGUCAACUCGAUUACAAUCUCGGGCCCCUUCAGAUGUCACUGGGAAAAAUGAUCAAGGAUGUCACUAAAUUCCUGUUCCUUUUUCUCAUAAUUAUUACGGCCUUUGCCGCAGGUCUUGCAAAAUUGUAUCAAUACUACGAUGGAAUGGUGCAGAUCGAUGAUGAGUCUAAAAUAAAAACCCAACAAGUGGCCUCGUUCGUGGAUUUCAGGUCAAGCUUGAGGACACUCUUCUGGGCAGUUUUUUGCAUGAGUGCUAUCGAGAGCGCUGACGUCAUAAUCGAGAAUCUACCUGGGGAGACGGAGUCUGAAACCAUUAUAAAUAAACAUUCAUUCACUGAGGGCAUUGGGUACUUCGCCUUCGCCGGUUUUGAGUUCAUGACAGUGAUAGUAGUCCUGAACAUGUUGAUAGCCUGCAUGUCAAACACAUUCACAGCCUUCACCGACAACGUAGACGUGGAAUGGACCUUUGGCAGAACCGAGGUCUACAUUGAUAUAAUGGCACAGAACGCCCUGCCGCCGCCUUUCAAUUUCCUCCCUACUGGGAGUGACCUCCGUUGGCUCGCUGAGUAUAUAAAGCUGUUAAUUAAACCGACUGAGACGAAGAAGGCGAAAUGGGAUCUCAAGCACUGCUGCUUCAUCGAAAACUUGAGCGAAGAUGAUGACGAAAAGUUUGGCGAAGUGAUGGGACACUUGGUGAUGCGUUAUUUCCGGAAGAAGGAGGCGGAAGUGGAGAAGAGUGACACUGAGGGUUUGAGAAAGGAUCUCAUGGAGCUCAAGAGUAUCCUCAAGGAUGCACUGUCAGCCCCAUGA